Messenger RNA from Colletotrichum spaethianum, 1080 nucleotides. RefSeq names its product mitogen-activated protein kinase HOG1. The transcript is spliced from 6 exons. Gene Ontology annotation, biological process: cellular response to oxidative stress; protein phosphorylation; stress-activated MAPK cascade. The record is from RefSeq and is a predicted model, not a curated record. Lineage: Eukaryota; Fungi; Ascomycota; Sordariomycetes; Glomerellales; Glomerellaceae. Gene Ontology annotation, molecular function: MAP kinase activity; ATP binding. Gene Ontology annotation, cellular component: cytoplasm; nucleus. The coding region runs from base 1 to 1080 and encodes 359 amino acids.
AUGGCCGAAUUCAUCAGAGCACAAAUUUUCGGUACCACCUUUGAGAUCACCUCGAGGUACUCGGACUUGCAGCCCGUCGGCAUGGGCGCCUUCGGUCUCGUUUGCUCCGCCCGUGACCAGCUCACAAACCAGAACGUCGCCGUCAAGAAGAUCAUGAAGCCCUUCAGCACACCUGUCCUCGCCAAGCGGACAUACCGUGAACUCAAGCUGCUCAAGCACUUGAGACACGAGAACGUCAUCUCUCUCAGUGAUAUCUUCAUCUCUCCCCUCGAGGACAUUUACUUCGUCACGGAGCUCCUCGGCACCGAUUUGCAUAGACUGCUCACCUCCAGGCCUCUGGAGAAGCAGUUCAUCCAGUAUUUCCUUUAUCAGAUCAUGUUGCAGCGCGGUUUGAAAUACGUCCACUCAGCCGGCGUGGUCCACCGUGACCUGAAGCCCAGCAACAUUCUUGUCAACGAGAACUGCGAUUUGAAGAUUUGCGACUUCGGUCUCGCCCGUAUCCAGGACCCCCAGAUGACUGGUUACGUCUCGACGAGAUACUACCGUGCCCCCGAGAUCAUGCUCACGUGGCAAAAGUACGACGUCGAGGUCGAUAUCUGGAGUGCGGGCUGCAUUUUCGCCGAGAUGCUCGAGGGCAAGCCUUUGUUCCCCGGCAAGGAUCACGUCAACCAGUUCUCCAUCAUUACCGAGCUGCUGGGCACUCCUCCCGAUGAUGUCAUUAACGGCAUUGCCAGCGAAAACACCCUCCGAUUCGUCAAGUCCCUCCCCAAGCGCGAGAGACAACCUCUGAAGAACAAAUUCAAGAACGCCGACCCCUCCGCCAUUGACCUGCUGGAGAGGAUGUUGGUCUUCGACCCCAAGAAGCGGAUAACGGCCACCGAGGCGCUGUCCCACGACUACCUUGCCCCUUACCACGACCCCACUGACGAGCCCGUCGCCGAGGAGAAGUUUGACUGGAGCUUUAACGACGCUGAUCUGCCCGUGGACACAUGGAAGAUCAUGAUGUACUCGGAGAUCCUCGACUACCACAACGUUGAUGCGUCAGCGCAGCAAAUGGAAGAGCAGUUCAACGGGCAAUAG